Molecule: messenger RNA, 3505 nt
Organism: Apodemus sylvaticus (European woodmouse)
Lineage: Eukaryota; Metazoa; Chordata; Mammalia; Rodentia; Muridae
Gene: Ripk1
Product: receptor interacting serine/threonine kinase 1
Exons: 12
Coding region: 493-2454 (653 amino acids)
Biological process (GO): signal transduction; protein phosphorylation
Molecular function (GO): ATP binding; protein binding; JUN kinase kinase kinase activity
Source: RefSeq, a predicted model, not a curated record
CCCACCCCAGUCCCCCUCAGAGACUUUAAAAGAGGACGAGCAGACCGGCCUCGGUAGUGCGGGUGUGGGCGCCGCUCACCUCCCAUGAGUCCAGCGGCGGCGCAGACCCGCUGAGGAGCGAGGUGGACACGGCGCGAAGCGGGAGGCUGUGGGGAACCUGGGAGUGGCUGGGCCCACUUCAGCACGGAGCUCCGUCCGGUCCUGGCGGGGCAGCCACAGCGAGGCGCAGCUCCUGACGUCCACCGCCCGUCCUUCCUCACCUGGGCCGGGGUUCUAGGCCGCGGAACCGACUCUGAGUGUUCCAUGAUGCCAGAAAUGAAGCAUUCACUGGAAUAAAUCACAGUCUUCCAUAACUUUUAGCUGAACAGCUCAUGUCACAGAUUAUACUUCUCGCCAAGAAAAACAAAGGCACUUCACAUAAGUAGUACUUUGGGAGGACACAGCACUAAGUGAGAACCAAAAGUGGUGUGUUGGAGAUCCUGAGCAUUCAGAAUGCAACCAGACAUGUCCUUGGACAAUAUUAAAAUGGCAUCCAGUGACCUGAUGGAGAGGACAGACCUAGACAGCGGAGGCUUCGGGAAGGUGUCCUUGUGUCACCACAAAAGCCAUGGGUUUGUCAUCCUGAAAAAAGUAUACACAGGGCCCAACCGUGCCGAGGACAAUGAGGCUCUCUUGGAAGAGGGGAAGAUGAUGCACAGGCUGAGACACAGUCGAGUGGUGAAGCUCCUGGGUAUCAUCAUAGAAGAAGGGAAUUACUCGCUGGUUAUGGAGUACAUGGAGCGAGGCAACCUGAUGCACGUGCUGAAGACUGAGAUAGGUGUCCUACUUUCAGUGAAAGGAAGGAUAAUCGUGGAGACCAUAGAAGGCAUGUGCUACUUACACGACAAAGGCGUGAUCCACAAGGACCUGAAGCCUGAAAAUAUCCUCGUUGACCGUGACUUUCACAUUAAGAUAGCAGAUCUUGGUGUGGCUUCCUUUAAGACAUGGAGCAAACUGACUAAGGAGGAACUCAACAAGCGGAGGGAAGCGAGCAGCCCUGCUAAGAAGAACAACAACGGAGGCACCCUCUACUACAUGGCUCCCGAACACCUGAAUGACAUCAAUGCAAAGCCCACGGAGAAGUCAGAUGUGUACAGCUUCGGCAUUGUACUUUGGGCAAUAUUUGCAAAUAAGGAGCCUUAUGAGAAUGUCAUCUGUACUGAGCAGUUUGUGAUCUGCAUAAAGUCUGGGAACAGGCCAAAUGUGGAGGACAUCAUUGAGUACUGUCCAAGGGAGAUCAUCAGCCUCAUGGAGCGGUGUUGGCAGGCGAUCCCAGAAGACAGGCCAACAUUUCUUGGCAUUGAAGAAGAAUUUAGGCCUUUUUACUUAAGUCAAUUUGAAGAAUAUGUAGAAGAGGAUGUGGCAAGUUUAAAGAAAAAGUGUCCAGAUCAAAGCACAAUUUUGAAGAGAAUGUUUUCUCUGCAGCAUGACUGUGUGCCCUUACCUCCAAGCCGGUCAAAUUCAGAACAGCCCGGUUCGCUGCACAGUUCGCAAGGGCUCCAGAUGGGGCCUGUGGAGGAGUCCUGGUUUUCGUGCUCCCCAGAGUACCCCCAGGAAGAGAAUGAGCGCAGCGUGCAGGCUAAGCUGCAAGAGGAAGCCAGCUAUCAUGCUUUCGGAAUGUUCGGCGAGAAACAGACAAAACCACAGGCGAGGCCGAAUGUGCCUUACAACAGAGAGGAGGAGAGGAAACGAAGGGUCUCCCAUGACCCCUUUGCACAGCAGAGAGCUCGUGAGAGUGCAAGAGGAAAAGGUCACUCUGAUCCCAGCACAACCAGUCGUGGAAGUGCAGCUCACCAGCUAUCAGGGCCAGCCAGCCAAACACAGCCGCCACUUUGGAACAAUGGAUUAUAUAACCAGCAUAGGUUUGGAACUACAUGUUAUCGGCCAAAUCUAAGCCAAAUGUAUAAUACUUAUAAACCUCCGGUGCCCGAGACCACCCUACCAGGAAGCACACCCACCAUGCCAUGCUUCUCCUUGCCACUAGCAGAUGAGUCCAUAAGAUGUGCUGUAUACAAUAGUUCUGCUAUUCAGAUUGGAAACUACAAUUAUAUGGAUCUUGGACUGAAUACACAACCACCAAACAACUCUUGCAAAGAAGAGUCAGCUUCCAGGCACCAAGCUAUCUUUGAUAACACCACUAGUCUGACUGAUAAACACCUGGACCCUAUCAGGGACAACCUGGGAAAGCAGUGGAAAAACUGUGCUCGCAAGCUGGGCUUCACUGAGUCUCAGAUCGAUGAAAUUGACCAUGACUAUGAAAGAGAUGGACUGAAAGAAAAAGUUUACCAAAUGCUUCAGAAGUGGCUGAUGCGGGAAGGCACCAAGGGGGCCACAGUGGGCAAGCUGGCCCAGGCACUUCACCAGUGUUGCAGGAAAGACCUGCUGAACCUCUUGAUUCAUGCCAGCCAGAGCUAAGCCUGGGCAGGCUCUGGCAGUGGGAACCAAACUGUUCAUCUGGUGCACAAACCCCUUUUGCCCCAUAGCAUUCAUAACUCUGUCUCAGUACGAGCUCUGCAUCUGAGCACAGUAUCACACAUUUUGGAACUGUUGAUUGGGAAGAGAAAUCUGAAGCCCACCAUGAUCCUUCAGAACAUACAAGCAUGAAGACUGCAGAAUGGUCCAGGACCAGUAGGAGGAAAAAAAUAAAAAGAACAACCUAUUGGGUUUUGAAAGGGAAAGGAGCUGAUAGUGGGGGAAGAUGGCCUUCGUUCAGCUUGUGUCAUAGUCUUCAUUUAGGUUAUUUUCUCAGUUUCCUGUGGUUUCACUGGGUAAGGGAAAACAAACAAAAAUCAUUCAAAGUAUGUAAAAUCAAUGGGCUGGAGAGAUGGCUCAGUGGUUAAGAGCACCGACUGCUCUUCCAGAGGUCCUGAGUUCAAGUCCAUUCCCAGCAACUACAUGGCGGCUCAUAACUAUUUAUAAUGGAAUCUGAUGCCCUCUUCAGGUGUGUGUGAAGAGAGCAAUGGUGGUGUACUCAUAUACAAAGAAUGUAAAGUCAGCUAACUUCCUGAUUCCUGUACUCAAAGUACAGUACAGUUCUGCUCAAAUGCCUUCUGAGCCACAGCUCUUCUAAAAAUUAUAGGAUCUGUUAACGUUAGCAUCCAAUACUGUACUAUCACCUUCAGCUUUAAGAAUCAUGUGCAAUUCUAGUCUAUCAGAUUAUCAAUUAAUGAGGAUUUUUUACGGCAUGCUAAGGAGAAAAAAGUCCAGGGCAGAGAGAGAUCUUCAGGUACUCGCUGUCGUCACAGAACUGCUGCUGAUUGUGACGACUGUAAAAAACUACUUUAAGUUUCUAAAGUCUCUCCUACCAUUCUGGGACUUCAUGCAGUUCCCCAGCCUGCAUACCCUACAGAUGGAACAGAUGUGCAGGAAACACUGAUCAGGAAACAUCAUCUCUUCCUCCCUGGAUAUGACUGGCACCUUAGCACUGCUCACUGUAUCAAUAAACUUUCCUCUGUUUUCUCCAGUG